This is a messenger RNA of Gadus morhua (Atlantic cod), 2932 nucleotides long. Its product is annotated as alpha-N-acetylgalactosaminidase. The transcript is spliced from 9 exons. The record is from RefSeq and is a predicted model, not a curated record. Gene Ontology annotation, biological process: oligosaccharide metabolic process; glycoside catabolic process. Gene Ontology annotation, molecular function: alpha-galactosidase activity. Lineage: Eukaryota; Metazoa; Chordata; Actinopteri; Gadiformes; Gadidae. Bases 163 to 1446 code for a protein of 427 amino acids. Gene Ontology annotation, cellular component: cytoplasm.
UCACGUGACACAACAGACUCACAUGAUCAUUGAUCAUACCUUGUCGAACAAGGAAGAGAUUUACCAUUCUGCCUGGGGGAAAAAUGUUAGAAAUGCUAAUCGUAUCUUAGAGAGACAUCCAGAUAACCAACAGCUAGUGAAUCUGUCUCCAUGUAAACAGGAAUGGGGUAUUUCCAAGUAUUCCUGCUUCUGGCCCUGAUCCCAGGGAGCACAGGUUUAGACAAUGGAUUGCUGAGGACGCCCCCUAUGGGGUGGAUGGCAUGGGAGCGCUUUCGCUGUGAUAUCGAUUGUCGUAAGGACCCCACGAACUGCAUCAGUGAGAAACUGUUCCGAGACAUGGCUGACCGACUAUCUGAGGAUGGAUGGAGGGAGCUGGGGUACGAGUAUGUCAUGAUAGACGACUGCUGGAUGUCCAUGCAGAGAGGCAGCGAUGGGAGGCUGCAGCCUGAUCCUGACAGAUUCCCAGGGGGCAUUGCAAACCUUGCAAGGUACAUUCACGAUCGUGGCCUGAAGCUUGGCAUCUACGCAGACAUGGGCAGCGCCACAUGUAUGGGCUUCCCUGGCACGACCCUGGACAAAGUGGAGCUAGACGCCCAGACCUUUGCCAGCUGGGGCGUGGACUACUUGAAGUUUGAUGGUUGUCACUCAAACGCCAUUGAGCAGUCGAUAGGUUACCCUUUAAUGUCCAAGGCAUUGAAUUGGACAGGCAGACCUAUAGCCUAUUCCUGCAGCUUACCGGCCUAUUUAGGUGGACUCCCCCCAAAUGUGAACUACUCUUAUCUAGGGAACAUUUGCAACUUGUGGAGAAACUAUGACGACAUUGAGGACUCGUGGGCCAGCGUGAAGAGCAUCCUUGACUGGUAUUCAACCAACCAGGACGACCUCCAGCCCGCCGCUGGCCCUGGACACUGGAACGAUCCUGACAUGCUCAUCAUUGGAAACUUUGGUCUCAGUCUGGAUCAGGCCCAAGCACAGAUGGCCCUGUGGGCCAUCAUGGCUGCCCCGCUCGUCAUGUCCAAUGACCUUCGGACCCUGAGCGCCGAUGCUCGGGCCAUCCUGCAGAACAGAGUGGCCAUCGGCAUCAACCAGGACCCCCGAGGGAUCCAGGGGAGACGGCUGCUACAGGAGUUGGGUCAUAUCGAGGUCUAUUGGAGGCCGUUGUCCCACUCGGCCAAUGCCUUGGUGUUCCUGAGCCUUCGCCAGGACAUGCCAUAUCUGUACCGAAAUUCCCUGGCCAAUCUCAACUUCCCAGCCGGCAGCUUCGAGGCGUACGAUGUGUUCUCUGGGAAGACCCUGAGCGGACUGACUGACCAUACCAUUUUCACGGUGUCCAUCAACCCCUCCGGUGUUGUCAUGUGGUACGUCUACCCUGUCAAACAGUCCCCCCGGCCCCCCAAGGACACAGGGAGAUAUCCAUACUUGCGCAAAAAAUACAGGAUGUCCUAAUUUUACGAGAUAAUAAAACCGUCCUUGGUGAACUGAAGCAGCAGGGUGUUUUUCGAUACGUCUGAUUUAUGUCAUGUUUUUUUUUUUUGUUUUUUUUUACCGUAAAUCAUUUAGGUAAUUUUUGUGCUUUUUCACUUUUUUUCUCUCACUUUUGUGCCUGGGGAAAAAAUGGGAAAUACAUCUUGAAUCACGGCAAUACCAAUUCAGCAGUGCAGUUGGAGAAGCUAACCUACCACUGAGGGGCAGUGUGGACUUAAAGAUUACCCACAAAAAGUACUCUGCCUGUUCCUAUUAGUCCCCACAGACACACAAAUAGCCAUAAUCCGAUUAACCACCUACACCUUUCAGUGAGACGAAAUGCAAGGUCAUGGCAUAGAUUAGGCUAGCCUGUGUAUGCAUGCGUGUAUGUGUGUGUGUCUUGGUGCAAUAUAAGGAUAAGCUUUCUAAGAUGGAGCCUUAGCAGUGGAUUCUCAUGGAUUAUGGAUGGGUUGCUGCAUGGUAAAUUGGUAUUAGUGUAAGUUUAACCUUAUUUCACGUAAGGCAUUGGCGACCUUGUGUUUUUCAGCUGAAACAAAGCAGUUUGUUCUUAACAUAGUUUAAAUAAAAUAAGAAACUGUGAUUUGGUUUCAAUUAGUUAUUUUUUAACAUUUUGAAGCUCGAAGAUGUCACACCAAGACUUGAUUGAAUGAAUAUAUAUGAUUGAAUGAAUGCUCCAUGUGAAUUAAUGCUCCAUAAAACGAAUGCUCCAAAUGAAUAAAUACUAAUUGUAUCUUGUUUUUGCGUUGUUUCCAAAACAAAUUUGGUACAGUGACAUGGUGUUAAAGUUAAAAUACUUAAAAAAAUUAGUUUUAUCUAUCAAAAAAUAAAAUCAACCAUCAACAUGAUCCCUCAGACCAGCCCAGUUGGAGGCCUACAGUAUUACAUGCACAAUAUUUUACCCACAUUGCAUCACUCUGGGGGCAUCGCUCUGCCAAUGGUCCAGUGAGUUGAAGCCAGGGAAGCCCGGCCUAGGUCCACCCACGUCUUUCCCACGGACCCUCUGGUCAGCCGGGGGGUCGCCUGGGGUCAGCGCCCCUCUGCCAGCUGCCAUCACUCACGGAUGGAUCCACCAGGAAGACACCGAACAUGCUGAGAGCCCCCCCCCACACACACACACGCACACGCACACGCAAAUGCUCUUCAAAAACAUGUGAGGGAUUUGCACUCAACCCAAAAAAGAAAAUGUUUACAGUUUUGGGGCCAGCUCCAGAUCCUGCAUAUAUGUGGGAAUGUUUCAUUUUUCAAUACAAAAUGUUGACAAAACUAUGCCUGUGGCAUUGACUAAUAAUUUGAUUAACUUUAUUUAAAGACAUAUUUCAAGGGACAUGGCAUUGCUUCUUCUCCCAUUUCAGAAGUUAUCCAAUUACUCAUGAUUUCCUCUCGAAUUGUAUAAUUGCAUUUAUCCAUCAUCAUGUUACUACGCUAUAUAAAAUGGCUAAAUAGACAA